GUUUACGAUGAUCUCCUGAUCAUGAGUCCCUGUCGAGCGCAUUUUUUAUUGUGUUCAAGCAAGACCGUUUCCUGUAGGACUUAAAGUCUUUAUAUAAAGACUUCUAAGUAUAAUGGCUUCUUUUGUCACCCUGGCGGCGCUCGCUGCUAGCAUAGGGCAAACCUAUGCCCAGUCGGCUUUGACUGUCAAUACUGCAUCUACGUUGCAACAAAUAGAUGGCUUUGGUGUCUCCCAGGCAUUCGGCCGCGCAGCUGAGUUUAGGGACAUGUUAUCUGGAGAUCCUCAGAAGCAGGGUCUCGAUUACUUAUUCAACACAACUACUGGUGCUGGUCUUACAAUCAUCCGUAACCGUAUUGGCUCAGGUACGUCCAAUAGUGACAGUAUUCUCCCGAAGAGCCCGGGCGGCCCAAGCGCGGCUGCAAACUACAGCUUCGACGAUGAUGACCGAGGCCAACUCUGGUUCAGCCAGCAAGCCAUGAAAUAUGGAGUCAAAACUAUCUAUGCGGAUGCAUGGAGUGCACCGGGUUUCAUGAAGACCAACAACAAUGAAAACAACGGCGGCUACCUUUGCGGUACGCCAGGCCACUCAUGCUCGUCUGGAGACUGGCGUCAACCCUAUGCCGACUUCUUGGUCCAGUACGUGAAGUACUACAGCGAGCGCGGCAUUCCCAUUACGCAGCUUGGCUUUUUGAACGAGCCUGACUAUGUAACGAGUUACUCGUCAAUGCAAUCCGGUGCUAACGAAGCUGCAUCAUUUAUCCCCAUAUUAUACGAUACACUUGGGGCUAAUGACCUUAGCAACGUGUCUAUAACUUGUUGCGACGCGAUGGGCUGGAACUCUCAGCGAACUAUCACGCAAGGUCUCGUCUCAGCAGGCAUGGAGAAAUAUCUUGGAUAUAUUACCAGUCACAUGUACACGGGUGACCCGAACUCGGUUAUUUCUACCAAGCUAAAGACAUGGCAAACCGAGGCAGCCGACCUCCAAUCGCGCUGGUGUGCGACGUGGUAUAGCGGCGGUGGCCAAUGCGAAGGCUUUACUUGGGCGCAAAAGAUUCAUAAUGGUCUUGCAAGCGCUAACCUGUCUGCUUACAUCUACUGGCAAGGUGUGGAAGUGAACCAGUUCCAAGCGUCUUCCUACCUUGUUGCGAGCGACGGGAAAACACUGACACCCUCCGGUCGUCUCUGGGCCUUCGCGAUGUGGUCGCGGUUCGUACGCCCCGGUGCAUACCGCGUUAGCACGUCUGGUAGUGUUUCCAGCACUGGUAUCACAGCAUUUAAGAACACGGAUGGCUCAGUAGUUGUGGUUUUCCUUAACUCCGGCGGCUCGCAGCAGAGUGUCAAGGUUUCGUUCAAAGACUUUACCCCAGCAGCUGCUGAAGUUUUCGUGACGGAUAACACCCGAUCUGUGGCUUCGGUCGAGUCAAAACUCGCCGACGGUGCAGUUACGGUUUCUGUUCCUUCACGAGGAAUGCUCACGGUCAAACUGACUGCUGCAUCGUGAUGUAUGAGGUUUUGAUAUUAAGCAUGUACUGUUGUUUACUAAAAUGCGGGCAUAUUUACCCCUCCCCGUUACUACUUCAUGAUAUUCCACGACUGUUGGCUUUGGUAUCUGCCUUUUAUAUUAGCACGUUGGUGGCGAAACUCUGGGGAUGAUUUGUAUGAAGGCGUCGUGUGUUUCGGCCUUCCUACUUUAAAAUGAUAUGUUCCUUUGAAAUAUGGGUUGAUACCAAGAACUUCCUAUAACUAGUUAAUUCUUCUAACUAUAGAGUUUAGUGGGCCUUGCUGCUGUCUCUUUAACUAGGUACCUUAGGUAGGUAUGGCACAUUGCACCUUAUUAAGAAUUAUCUAAUGCCCGGGUAUCAUAUUCUACAAGUACGCUAAAUCAUCUAGUUAAUACUCUAACAUGACAAACACUAGAAUAAAAGAUAUCUACGGUCUGAUAAUCUAGGGCGUUCGUCAGCUAUCAGAUAAGCAAUCAUGUAAGGGCUUUUAACCUUCUCAUGAUGUGGGCAUUAGCCAAUAAGAGAAGGCUUAGAAGCCCUUGCGUGAAU
Daldinia loculata is the source of this 2051-nucleotide messenger RNA. Its product is annotated as glycoside hydrolase family 30 protein. The coding region runs from base 113 to 1501 and encodes 462 amino acids. Gene Ontology annotation, molecular function: glucosylceramidase activity. Lineage: Eukaryota; Fungi; Ascomycota; Sordariomycetes; Xylariales; Hypoxylaceae. Gene Ontology annotation, biological process: sphingolipid metabolic process. The transcript is spliced from 4 exons. The record is from RefSeq and is a predicted model, not a curated record.